AGAUCUACUGCAAGCAAUAGUAGUAGUAAUAGUAACAGUAGUAGCAGUAGUAGCAGUAGUAGCAAUAGUAGUAGACCACCUUCUCAAAGUCGAAGAAAUAUAUCGGACAGACGUAUAUCAACUCCCAUCAUGGUCUCCCCUUUCAAAUCCUCUUCUUUAUCUCCUCAACCUGAUUUGUUAUGCUCACAAGCAUUCGAAAAGAUGAGAGGUAUGGUUGAUCACAGUCGCAAAAUAGAAUUCUCUUCUUGCUUUGACCGGUACAAGAACACAAAAAAGUACCUUGGUGGGACAAGACGAGGCUCACAGGCAAGUGAUCACAGCAUUAGAACUGUCGAUGAUGAAGAGGACCUCAAGGAGUUCAUGAAGUUAAUUGGAACAAAGCAAGAACUUAAGAUAUUUCAUCAUUCUUUAGUUUGUGAUCCAAAGCAAGAUAAGCAGUCUCUUUCCUACUUUAGAGAUAUUCAUAACGUGCUGUCAUCCUAUCCGGAUAUGGUAUCGUCGUCUGUUCCAUUUCAAAAGGUCAAGCAACCCUUACGCCUAGAGGAUGACCCUGUACGACCCAUUUCUCUCAGAAGAAGACCUUCUGUCAUGCCAGCUGCAGCCAAGCAAACGGAUGAUGACGACGAUUCAUUAUUGUUUAGAAUGAGCGAGCUUGGCGACGACGUACCGAUGCAGAGCAUUUAAUUCUUUACCUGAUAUCUCUCUUUUACGAUCAAGCAAAAGAAAAAAAAAUGUAUAAAAACCAGAUUGGGAAACCACCAAAAAAAAUAAAUGUUUAUUUUUGUUUAAAAUACUACCAAUUCCCUUUUCAUAUUUGUGUGUAAAAAUGAUUUUUAUCUUAAUUCUUUUGCAUGUAGCAGCAGUGGCAUGCAACAAGAGCUUAUGCCUGGACCAAGC
Molecule: messenger RNA, 897 nt
Organism: Rhizopus microsporus ATCC 52813
Lineage: Eukaryota; Fungi; Mucoromycota; Mucoromycetes; Mucorales; Rhizopodaceae
Exons: 4
Coding region: 130-684 (184 amino acids)
Source: RefSeq, a predicted model, not a curated record